AUGCGGCUUAUGAAGAAUGGUUUGACAGAAUCAGAGGCAAAUGAUAUUAAGGAUUUUUCAGAAUGGAUUUUAGCUGUUGGUGAUGGAAGACUUGGAGAACCUAAUGAUGGUGAAGCUCUAAUUGAUAUCCCAAAAGAAUUACUUAUCAGAAAUGUAGAUGAUCCCAUCGAAGCAAUAAGUAGAGCUGUAUAUGAAAAUUUGGAAUUGUUGCAUGGGAAAAAUUAUCCAGAGUUUUUCCGGCAAAGAGCUAUCUUAUGUCCAACAAAUAAUGAUGUCAACACCAUUAAUGAGCGCCUGCUUGCGAAACUAGAAGGUGAAAAAGUCAUCUAUUUAAGUGCUGAUAGUAUAGAUCCCCAAGAUGUGGAAUCAUUAAGCAACCCAAUUUUCAGUUCUGAUUUCCUCAACAGUAUCAAGCUUUCUGGGUUACCAAAUCACUGUCUACGGCUAAAGAUUGGUGCUCCAGUUAUUCUGCUCAGAAACAUAGAUCCAAAAGGUGGAUUAUGUAACGAUCCCAAAUUGCCUUUCCGGAUGAGGAGGCGACAAUUUCCUUUAGCUGUUGCAUUCGCUAUGACUAUCAAUAAGAGCCAAGGGCAAUCACUCAAUGAAGUUGGACUCUUCCUACCUAGACCUGUAUUUUCUCAUGGGCAACUAUAUGUGGCUCUAUCAAGGGUGACAUCAAAGAAAGGAUUGAAGGUGCUAAUUGUUGAUAAGGAGGGUGAAAUACAAAGCCAGACGAUGAAUGUUGUCUUCAAAGAAAUAUUCCAGAACUUGAAGAAUUAG
This is a messenger RNA of Camelina sativa (false flax), 780 nucleotides long. The record is from RefSeq and is a predicted model, not a curated record. NCBI's taxonomy places the organism in Eukaryota, Viridiplantae, Streptophyta, Magnoliopsida, Brassicales, Brassicaceae.